UGCUCAGGACAACGAGCGAUGCUCAUAUUGCGACGAACCGUUCGCGUACGGGCGAAUGGUUUAUCGGAUUAUAAAGGUCUAGCAAGGCAAACAUCAUGUCUUCAUAGCUCAACAGUAUCCCGGAAACAGGCCGAGAAGACCAGAGCACCAGAGAACACGUCGGAUCCUCGCAUCACGAACGUCGAAGACCAGAAGAAAUCCAUCAAUGAUGAGAAAGGCGAGAUCAUAGAAGAUGAAUUCGCAGUUUUGAGGACGAGUUACGAUGCACCGAAGCAUCCCAUCAUCCUAGCACAUGGACUUCUUGGCUUCGAUGAACUUCGACCACUUGGUCACGCGAUACCGAUUCGCGGAAUAGAAUAUUGGUACGGCAUCAAAGAGGCUUUGGCGGCGAAGAAUGUCGAAGUCAUCACCGCUUCUGUGCCACCUUCUGGUAGGAUCGAAGUUCGGGCGCAGAGACUUGCGGAGUCGAUUGAGAGACAGGCGGGCGGGAAAGCAGUUAAUAUAAUAGCCGGCCUCGACGCUCGACACAUGGUCUCACGACUCAAACCAGCAAACGUCAAAGUUCUCUCUCUAACCACAGUCGCAACCCCUCACCGCGGUUCCUCCUUCGCAGACUACAUGUUCGAACGAAUAGGCUACACGAACGUCCCGAAACUCUACAAAGUGCUCGAAUUCUUCGGCAUGGAGACCGGUGCCUUCCGACAACUAACACUAAAGUACAUGGCUGAGUCUUUCAACCCGCGCACGCCAGAUCUCGAAGGCGUGAAAUACUACUCCUAUGGUGCUGCGUUCCAGCCACACUUCACUUCAGUGUUCAGGAAAUCACACAACGUGAUUGAGCCAGUUGAAGGCCAGAAUGACGGGAUGGUCUCUGUUGAGUCUAGCAAAUGGGGGACGUAUAAAGGGACUCUGAACCAUGUCAGUCAUUUGGACUUGAUCAAUUGGACAAAUCGGCUGAGGUGGUAUUUCUGGCAAUUGACAGGAAAGAAGAAGAAAAACUUCAACGCGAUUGCGUUCUACCUGAGCAUUGCAGAUAUGCUCGCAAAGGAGGGACUCUGAAGCUUUGAGGCAGAGUCGAGGCUUUUUGUAAGAUACGCCGCGAUGCGGCAGGAGGUAGAGUAGAGUUGUCUUCAAGUAUCCGCGAGCCGGACGCGCAGGGGCAAUGGGUCCACGACAAGAACCUAGAAAGUCAGUGUAACAGUCGUACAUAAAAAGCUACAUGAAUUGCAAUUGCACCAUAAUUCC
Messenger RNA from Cercospora beticola, 1245 nucleotides. RefSeq names its product triglyceride lipase (gene TGL2). Lineage: Eukaryota; Fungi; Ascomycota; Dothideomycetes; Mycosphaerellales; Mycosphaerellaceae. The record is from RefSeq and is a predicted model, not a curated record.